UACGCACAAAAUGAAGCCGAGACCGAAACCAAAAACGCGCGCGAGGACCGACUACCGAGGACGAGGACUCCGGCAGUGCCCGGCGCCAUGCAGCGGCAGCGGCGACCACGAGCAUCGCACCAGCACCGUAGUGGUCCCUUCCUCCUAGUCCUCUUCCUCAGCGCCGUGGUCGCCGCCGAUGACGCGGCGCCGGCGGGCACGCCGGCGAUCGUGGACACGGUGUGCGCGGCGACGCAGGCCGCGGACCCGGAGGCCUUCGACGUGAGCUUCGUCACCACGCUGGAGAUGAUCUACCAGAACGUGACGCGGUGGAGCUUCGGCGCCGCGGGCUCCGGCGAGGGCAACGACACCGUGUUCGGCCUCGGGCAGUGCAUGGGCUACUUGUCCCCGACCGACUGCCAGCUCUGCUACGCGCAGAGCCGCGUGAAGCUGCCGCACUGCCUCCCCGCCGACGGCGGCCGCAUCUACCUCGACGGCUGCUUCCUCCGCUACGGCGCCGACAACUUCACAGCCGCCGCCACCGACGCCAGCGACACCGCCGUGUGCUCCAACGCCACCGCCGCCGCCAGUGCACCGCCGGUGGUCGGGACCGGGUUCGCGGCCGCCGCCGCCGCGCUCGUGCGGAACGUCACGGCCGCCGCGCCGGCCGCCAAGGACUACUACUACGCGGCGUCGGCGUCCGGCCGCGCGCCGCCGGCGUACGCGGCGGCGCAGUGCUGGAGGUCGCUCAACGCCAGCGCGUGCGCCACGUGCGUGGCCAGCGCCCGCGACCGGCUCCUCCGCAACUGCCUCCCGGCCGCGCCCGAGGGGUACGGCCUCAACGCCGGCUGCGUCGUCAGGUACUCCACGCGGCCCUUCUACCUGCCGGCCAGCGCCGGCGGCGGCGGGGGAUCGUCCGCGCGUCGCAUCGCUGUCAUCGUGGUGGCAUCGGUCUUGUCGGCAAUGGCGGUCAUGGGCAUAGCGUUCAUCUGGACAAGGAUGAGGUCCAGAUCAAGGGACGAUCUCCUCCGUGCAGACAUGGGCGACGACGGGUCGUCCGGCGAGAUGAUCCGCGCCAUCGCGGCGUCGCAGCUGAGCUUCAAGUACCAGGAGCUGCGCGCGGCGACGGACGAGUUCAGCCAGACGAACAAGCUCGGGCAGGGAGGCUACGGCUCCGUGUACAGGGGCGUGCUGGCGGACGGGCGGGAGGUGGCGGUGAAGCGGCUCUUCUUCAACACGCGGCAGUGGGCGGAGCAGUUCUUCAACGAGGUGAAGCUGGUGAGCCAGGUGCAGCACAAGAACCUGGUCAAGCUGCUGGGCUGCAGCGUGGAGGGGCCCGAGAGCCUGCUCGUCUACGAGUACCUCUGCAACACCAGCCUCGACCACUACCUCUUCGACGCGUUCAAGAAGAACGCGCUGGACUGGGAGCGGAGGUUCGAGAUCGUGCUGGGCACGGCGGAGGGCCUCUCCUACCUGCACAGCGCCUCGGAGGUCCGGAUCAUACACCGCGACAUCAAGGCCAGCAACGUCCUGCUGGACGACAGGUUCAGGCCGAAGAUCGCCGACUUCGGCCUCGCCAGGAACUUCAUGGACGACCAGAGCCACCUCAGCACCGGCCUCGCCGGAACUUUUGGGUACAUGGCUCCGGAGUACAUCGUCCACGGGCAGCUCACCGAGAAGGCCGACAUCUACAGCUACGGCGUGCUGGUCCUCGAGAUCGUCACCGGCCGGAAGAGCCACAACUCGGUGGCGUCAUCUGCAGAAGGCCUCUCACUCAUGGCACUGAUAUGGAGACACUACACCGCGGGCACCCUGACGGAGCUGCUGGACCCGAACCUCCGCGAGCAGUGCUCGGAGGAGGACGCCCUCCGGGUGUUCCACGUCGGCCUGCUGUGCGCCCAGGCGUCGCCGAACCUUCGGCCGCCCAUGUGGAAGGUGGUGGAGAUGCUGAGCGGCAGGGAUCACAAGGCGGUGGCGCUUCCCCGGCCCACCCAGCCUCCCUUCAUCAACGUCAAGGGGUCCAGCGGCAAGAGCGACAGCUCCGGCGGGUCGGCGUCCAACUCCGACAAGUCGCCCUUCUCGCUGAACCAGCUGUCAGUCAGUGGGGUGCAGGCCAGGUAAAAGCUAGCUAGCUAGCUGCGGAUAUCAUGUGUUUGGGCUAGCGGCAUUUUUUUUCAAGUUUUGUAAGUCGUGGCGUGGAUAUAUCAUAGGUUUGACUUCGAUUUUCUGGCUUCGUUGAUCUGGUAACAUACUCUGAUUAUUGCUAGUAUGUGCAAGUCUUUGGAAGAAAGAUUCAUGUUUGCAAA
Zea mays is the source of this 2285-nucleotide messenger RNA. RefSeq lists its product as uncharacterized. The record is from RefSeq and is marked validated. NCBI's taxonomy places the organism in Eukaryota, Viridiplantae, Streptophyta, Magnoliopsida, Poales, Poaceae. The coding region runs from base 88 to 2100 and encodes 670 amino acids. The transcript is spliced from 4 exons. Gene Ontology annotation, biological process: protein phosphorylation. Gene Ontology annotation, molecular function: protein kinase activity; ATP binding.